AGUACAUAAACCAGCUUUAGGGCAUAUCCCUACAAGUUAUUAUAGUAUAGGCAGCAGCUAAAAGAUGACUUUUUAUGCAGAGUAAGAGGAAGCCGAGGCUUUUCUGGGUGUCGGCGAUAGCCCCAAUGGUCACGGUUGUAGAUGGUGGCUUGUUUGCUUAUUUCGGACACGUCGAAAAACAUGGCAUCCAAAUUGUGGGUCGUUCAGCAUUUGAACUUCGACCCCCAAUAUUUACCAGUGACUUUGCAAGCUGGAAUCAUCUCCGGAAUUUUGGCCUUGGCAGAAGGUACAGCAAUAGGGAGGAGCUUUGCAAUCAUGAGGAAUUAUCAGACGGAUGGUAACGAGGAGAUGAUUGCUUUUGGACUCAUGAAUAUUGUCGGUUCUUUCAGUUCUUGCUAUCUCACCACAGGGCCAUUCUCGAAAUCUGCUGUGAACUUUAAUGCCGGUUGCCGGACGGCCAUGUCGAACAUAGUCAUGGCGGUCUGCCUGAGGCUGACGCUGCUGUUUCUGGGCCCUCUGUUCAGCUACACCCCUCUGGUGGCCCUAUCCGCCAUCAUAAUGGUCGCCAUGUUCGGGUUGAUAAAGUACGAGGAAGCUUACAGGUUCUUCAAGGUCGACAAGUUUGACUUCAUCAUCUGCAUGGCUGCCUUCUUUGGCGUCACCUUUAUCAGCAUGGAUGUUGGGCUCCAUAUAUCCUUGGGACUGUCAUUGGGGAGGGCACUUCUUUCCGUGGCCAGGCCGGCUACGUGCAAGCUUGGAAAAAUGCCGGAAUCGGCCCUUUUUAGGGACAUAGAGCAGUACCCCUUUUCGAAUGAGAAUGAGAUUUCAGGAAUCUUGAUUCUCGAAAUGGGUUCUCCAAUUUAUUUCGCCAACUGUGUCUAAGUCAAAGAAAGGGUCUGGAGGUGGAUUAGGGAGGAAAACGGCAUCUCAACCUCCAAGGAAAAUGUGGUCGAGCAUUAAUAUGUUUGAUAGGGUCAGAAUUUUCAGGGCUCGAUUUGGUCGCACUUACCGUGAAAGAAAGUGAAAGGGCGGCAGGAAUUGGCUCAACAUAGAGGCAGGCCCCCUUUGAGCUAAUUGAACAUAAAAACUUGUUUUGCGUAUUUUAAGUAUUUCAUUGGUUGGCCUGAACAGAUUGAUCUUUUCCAUUUGCUUAUUAUUCUGUCGACCCAAAGGACCUCAGCAGACAGAUUAAACAUUAAACGGAACAUAAUGUACACUUUUCUGGGUGUACGUUUUACCUGAUAUGACCGCUCUACUUGGCAGCGGUGACGACCAUUGAUAUUGCCGGGCUUGAGAUGCUACAAGAGCUAAACCACAGCUUGGAGUCCAAUGAUAUUAAGGUAUCAAUAAUAAAUCCAAGGACCGAGGUGAUGGAGAAGAUGAUCUUGUCGAGAUUCGUGGAGAAGGUUGGCAAGGAAUCCUUCUUCUUGUCGAUAGAAGACGCUGUAGAGGCAUGUAGGUUCUCGAUGAAUUUCGAACCGAGAGCAAUGAGUGGCUCCUCAGGGAAUUUGGAGGGUCCUUAGAUUGGCGCGAACACGUUUUGCCACUCAAUUGAACUCCACCGAUCUCCUACUGCAACUUGCAGAACCGCAGUAUUUGCUACAUGGACAAGUGGUUGUAUCAUGUUGGCCCCAAUCAACAUCUCCGAUCUCCACUCUCGAUAUUUUUGGAGAGAGAUGGAUAUGUAAAUACUUUGGCUCGGCUGUAUUUUCUAUCUCUAUUAUGAAUGCAUGAAUUACCUUUCAGAGGAAAAAAAAAAUAAGAAAGAAAAGGACA
Messenger RNA from Punica granatum (pomegranate), 1776 nucleotides. The record is from RefSeq and is a predicted model, not a curated record. Lineage: Eukaryota; Viridiplantae; Streptophyta; Magnoliopsida; Myrtales; Lythraceae.